AUGCCGCGAAGUCAUACCGGCGACGAAAGCGGCGGCAGCGGGAUCUGGCUAAAGACCUCGACUGGACGUCGGGGGCAGGACUACCCACUGAAAGAUGUGGAGUGCGGACGGCAGACUAUGAAUAACGUUGUGGGUGUCGGGGACGGUCUCCUGUCUCCAGCCGCGGCAGGUGCGGUGGGAGCGGAGAGGAAACAGGGCGCCCGCCUGAGUCUGCUGGGGAAGCCGCUGACCUACAGCGCGCAGAGCAACCGCAGAAACGCACGCUACCGGCGGCUCCAGAAUUACCUCUACAACGUUUUGGAAAGACCGAGGGAAUGGGCUUUUGUCUACCACGCUUUUGUGUUUAUCCUGGUAUUCGGAUGUCUAGUUCUCUCUGUGUUUUCCACCAUCCCUGCUCACCAGGAGUUCUCCUCGCACUGCCUGCUCAUCCUGGAGUUUGUGAUGAUUGUAGUGUUUGGCCUGGAGUACAUCAUCAGGAUAUGGAGUGCUGGCUGCUGUUGCCGCUAUCGAGGCUGGCAGGGACGUCUCCGCUUUGCCAGAAAACCGUUUUGUGUCAUAGACAUCAUCGUACUUAUCGCCUCAGUUGCUGUGGUUUCAGCUGGUAGCCAGGGUAACAUCUUUGCCACAUCUGCGCUGCGUAGCCUUCGCUUCCUUCAGAUCCUGCGCAUGGUGCGCAUGGACCGUAGGGGAGGGACCUGGAAACUGCUUGGAUCUGUAGUUUACGCACAUAGUAAGGAGCUGGUGACUGCCUGGUAUAUAGGGUUUCUGGUGUUGAUCUUCUCCUCCUUCUUGGUCUAUCUGGUGGAGAAAGAAUUCAACAAGGAGUUUGCCACCUACGCCGAUGCUCUGUGGUGGGGCACGAUCACCCUUACAACUAUUGGCUACGGUGACAAGACCCCACAGACGUGGACUGGGCGGUUAUUAUCAGCGUGUUUUGCUCUACUGGGGAUCUCCUUCUUUGCCCUGCCAGCUGGCAUCCUAGGUUCAGGCUUUGCCCUGAAGGUGCAGGAGCAGCAUCGACAAAAGCACUUUGAAAAAAGGAGGAACCCAGCUGCCAGCCUCAUCCAGUGUGUCUGGCGUAGUUAUGCUGCUGAUGAGAACUCGGUUUCCAUUGCUACCUGGAAGCCUCAUUUGAAGGCGUUGCAUACCUGCAGCCCCGCCAAGAAAGAGCAGGGCGAGGCUACUUACAGUAAGGGUCUAAGUAAUGGAAGGCUCUUCAGAAGGUAUUCUCGGAAAUAUAGGAGUCAGAAGUUGAGCUUUAAAGAACGGGUCCGCAUGGCGAGCCCUCGUGGUCAGAGUAUGAAGAGCCGGCAGACGUCGAUGAAUGACCGCCAGCGCUGUUCCCCUGGCAACGAGAUGGUGGGCAGCACAGAACUGAUGGGCGGCAGCCCUGCCAAAGUGCAGAAGAGCUGGAGCUUCAAUGAUCGGACCCGGUUUAGGCCGUCUCUGAGGUUGAAGAGCCAGCCUCGUACAGCUGUCCCAGAUGUGGACACAGGCAUGACCACAGAGGAAUCCUUUGAUGAGCGAGGGUGCCACUGCGAUGUUACUGUGGAGGAUCUAUCAGCACCUCUCAAGGCUGUCAUCAGAGCUGUCAGGAUCAUGAAGUUCCACGUAGCAAAGAAGAAGUUUAAGGAGACGUUGCGUCCGUAUGAUGUGAAGGACGUGAUUGAGCAGUACUCUGCAGGUCACCUGGAUAUGCUCUGUCGCAUCAAGAGCCUUCAGACCAGACUAGACACUGUAGUGGGUCCUCCUCCAAGGCCUUUGCGCAGCCGUGGGAAGACCUUUUCCUCUCCCUCCCUGCAUUUAUAUUACACCCAGACCAGCAGGAAACGGUCGACACCGGGACUGGCUAGUGCAGCAGGCUCUGGUCGCACCCAGCCAAGGAAUAUGUCCUCUCCUGCACUACACUAUUAUUACAGCAACCACAUGAAGAAGCUCUCUGGCUCAGGGGUGGAUCAGAUCUUGGGAAAAGGCCAGAUUCCUGUGGAUAAAAAAAUGAGGGACAAACUGCACCCAGAUGGAGACUCUCUAGAGGGCAUGAGCAUGCUUGGACGUGUGUGUAAGGUGGAGAGGCAGGUAACUUCCAUUGAAUCAAAGUUGGACUCUUUGCUGGAUAUUUACCGCCAAGUCCUACAGAAAGGCCCCUCAGCACUCACCCUCUCCUCCCUCCCCCUGUUUGAGCUGGAGAACCAACACCAUAACUCGGACUACCCGACCUCAAUCAUUGGCAGGGAUCUUCCCUCCCCUCAGGGAGGUGAGCCUGUUGGAAGCGGAGGAGACAACAGUGGCGGCAUGCGUCGUUCUCUCAAUCCCAACCCGAGAGGCUUGCGGCUCAUACUGGCACCAGCUGAUGAUGAUGCUCCUCCAGACUCAGCCCCUCCAUCCUAUCCACCAUCCACAGCCUCGCUCUCCCCAUCACCUCUGCUGCCCCCUGAUAGCCCUUAUCCAACUUUGGUCACCACCAAUGGUACCCCGAAAAAAGCACACUUCCCUGAUCUGCCGCCCCCACCUUCCUCGACGGGGAAUUUCACUCUUCAGCUCCCCCCUAUGGUACACCCCUCUCACCUCCGAUGCCCUGCUGACCCGAUCUCAGAUGAUCUGACAGAUGGAGUGGCAGUGGACGAGGAAAGCUCUGGCCCCUCUGUUGUUGUAGGAUGCGGUGUGGAUUCUGACCAAGAAGGUGACAACGAGGCAGCCUUUGGCCAGGGAACGGUUCAGCUGCGGGAGAAACCUGGCUUGAAAUCUGAGGGGGUCUGGAGGAGGCACAUGAGCCUUGAGGUGAAGCCCUUGCUGCUUCUCUCUUCGAGCCCAGAUGGGAGGGCUUCAGACUGGGAAGGUGGUCUUGGGAAGUCGAUCUCUGUGCAGAACCUCAGUCAACCUUUGACCAACCGUGCCCCUGGUCUCUCCUCUGCACUCAACAACAGCAGCAGCAGCAAUGGUAGCGAACGCAGCACUGCCCAUGAUGAUCUUAACAACUGGGAUGAUACAGAACUCUUUAUUAGAGAGUGCAAACUACAAACAUCAGAGGAACAUUUCGACUUCCUGUCACAGGGACCUGGCAGCAGCACCUCAGACCUUUUAAAGACUGUGGAGGAGGCUGCACCUCACCCAAAAGGAAAGUCAGAGUUUCUCAGUCAGUCCUCACACAUACAGCUGGCAUAACCACACUUACUGACAGACACACAUUUCCAUACUGUAUGUAAACACCACUGUGGGUGAAGCCACUUUUUAAAAUAUUUUUACAGGGCAGU
Pelmatolapia mariae (spotted tilapia) is the source of this 3251-nucleotide messenger RNA. It is a transcript of the gene kcnq5a, whose product is annotated as potassium voltage-gated channel, KQT-like subfamily, member 5a. The transcript is spliced from 17 exons. Gene Ontology annotation, molecular function: voltage-gated potassium channel activity. The record is from RefSeq and is a predicted model, not a curated record. Gene Ontology annotation, cellular component: membrane; voltage-gated potassium channel complex. Gene Ontology annotation, biological process: potassium ion transmembrane transport. The coding region runs from base 1 to 3162 and encodes 1053 amino acids. NCBI's taxonomy places the organism in Eukaryota, Metazoa, Chordata, Actinopteri, Cichliformes, Cichlidae.